This is a messenger RNA of Exophiala aquamarina CBS 119918, 1023 nucleotides long. RefSeq lists its product as uncharacterized. The record is from RefSeq and is a predicted model, not a curated record. NCBI's taxonomy places the organism in Eukaryota, Fungi, Ascomycota, Eurotiomycetes, Chaetothyriales, Herpotrichiellaceae. The transcript is spliced from 3 exons. The coding region runs from base 1 to 1023 and encodes 340 amino acids.
AUGAAUGACAUCCCUGGUAGCAUCAUGGCUUUGACCUAUGUCAUUGACACCAAUCGCUCUUGUUGGUUUCUGCAAUGGAACAUUCUUCGAGACAUCCUGAUCGACAGCUUAGCUGCUGAAAUCAGCCAGUUGAUCUACUCGUGCAAAGGUGUUGGUGAAUGUGACGCAAAGAAGCAAUCAAAGAUGGGAUUGUUGUGCCGAUCAGUGAAGGGCCGAGAACUCCCAGCAAAGCUGCAACGUCACACUGGAGAAACCGCUCGACUAACUGAGCAUUCAUACUUGUCUUCUUGGAUCGCCCGCGCCGAACCCACCAUCAGCAUGUUUAAUCAGAACUUCUCCUUUGGGUCAUCCUCGCAUUCACCUGCUAUGGCAUACGGCGUGGACGACUUAGCACCACGUCGCGAUUCUCGAUUCGACUCCUACAGAUACGUUGGAGCUCCGCGGCAUCCUUCCAUCACAGCUCUUACUGCUCAACUACAAUCUCAAGCGCUAAACGACAUGGACAUAGGUUCCCCAUCACCACCACCAAGUGAUAUCGUUUCAUCCUCAUCCUCCUCAGAUACUGAUGGUGACGAGGGAUUUUACGACGGUCCAGAAACACCCGACACCAACAUCUCCGACUUCCCCUACGAGUCGAAUGAUGUCGACCCCACUCUGUGGGAUCUGAGCAUGUCAGAUAGUAUGGUUGCGACAUCUUCUCCUCGGCCCUCACUAUCUUUGGAAGCACAAGCUCUGUCUUCAUACACCAUGCGCCGGCGGCAACGGCAAGCUUUAAUUCGACUGCAGUGCAUCGCUACUCGAGCACCUGAUCUGGCAAUGCUGAUUGAGGAAUGUCACCCAAGUUCUCUACCACUUGAGACCAAUAGCGUAAGAGCAUACAGCCCUAAGGAACGCAGUGAAAGUGUGUGCAGUUACUCUGCUCUACUUGGAUCUACGAAUGGCAGGAUUGAGAAGGAACGCCAUGGAUCGACCGCCGCCGUGAGAAAGACCCCGCGUAUGAGGAAGAGGGUGUCUACACGGUGA